UUGUAGAUGUACAAUAUUUUUCUCUUCUUAAACUAAAUGAAAAUAAAAGAGUUUUAGUGUUUAAAGUGUUAAAGUAUUUUCAAAGGCAUCUGUUAAAAAAAUAAUUUUAGACUGCCUACUCUACGAUUUGGAAGGUUUUUUUUUCUGAUUUUAGACACUUUGAAAAGCAAAAAUUUGUGAAUAAUGACAAACAUUUGUAUUGAAGAUAAUUAAAUAAUACAUUUGAACUCGAAGCAUUCAAAACAUCCUAGUGGUUGGUUGAACAAAACAAGUAAACAAAUUUCAAAGGAUAUGUGGAAUGUUGGUUUAUCAGAAUUCUCCCAAACGUUUCAAUGAAACAUAUUAAGACCUUCAAAUAAAAUUUUUGGAAAAAUCUUAAUUCUGUUCUUGUGGGGUGUAGAAAUACUAAAACAUGAGUGGUCGUGGGAGUCGUAAAAGAGGAAGACCGCCAAAGACUCCAAAUGAAAGAGCAGCUGGUAGCAAAUUCAAUUAUCAGCUUCUCAAAAAGCCAAAAUAUUUGAGCAAGAAUAGUGAUUCUCAAAGCACGCCGUCGGUUUCGCGGGCAUCGUCACCACAGGAAAGCGAUGGGAGUCGAAAUAACAAAAAAAAUGCAAACAGGAGUCGUGGCCGUGGAAGAAAAUCUAAUGCAACUACUUCAUAUUCCAAUAGAAAAAGUUACGAAUCCGAGUACCACUAUGGUUCUGAUUUUGGCGACUCAACAGACAAAAGCGAUGACGAGGAUAUUCUCAUGUCUCACUCUGAGGAAGAAAGCAUAGAUGGAGCAAAUGAAAGUGAGUCAGAAUUUUCAAUAUGCAGCUUUAAUCAAAGUGGAUUGGGAAGACCUCCACGACCUCCUAGUCCUGAUCCAGUAUGGUUACAAGAUCGAGAAUAUGAACCAUUAGUGCUGCCAGAAUCGUCUCACGAUUUGCCUAUAGAAGGUGUUAUGAUAAUGAAAGCUCUGGGAGUGUACGAAGUUCUGAGGAGAUUUCGACAUUUGGUGCGUCUGUCUCCUUUUCGGUUUGAAGAUUUUUGCGCCGCACUUGUUUGUGAUGAGCAGAGUGCUUUACUCACUGAUGUACACAUAAUGUUGCUCAAAGCAAUAUUGCGGGAAGAAGAUGCUCAAGGCACGCAUUUCAGUCCCUUAGACCAGAAAGACACAGUUAAUAUUAGUUUAUAUUUAAUUGACCCCAUUACAUGGCCGGAAGUUUUAAGAAGUUACGUUGAGAGCGAUGGACUUUUUGACCGUGCUAUAUUUAGCAUUUUAUCAAGUGGUGAAUACCCCUACACUGGUAUCGAAGAUCGAAUUCGAGUCUUGCAGUUCUUAACCGAUCAGUUUUUAACAACAAACGCAAUACGUGAUGUAAUGUUGCAAGAAGGUCCCAUUCAUUACGAUGACCAUUGUCGCGUAUGUCAUCGUUUGGGUGACUUACUAUGUUGUGAGACUUGCCCUGCAGUUUAUCAUUUGGAGUGUGUUGAACCGCCAAUGUUGGAUGUUCCUACCGAAGAUUGGCAGUGUGGCAUUUGCAAAGCGCACAAAGUGAGUGGCGUAGUGGAUUGUGUGCUGUCUCAUGAAAAGCAAGGUGUUUUAAUUCGGCAUAAUGUACUAGGGUUAGAUCGGCACGGUAGAAAGUUUUGGUUUAUAGCAAGAAGAAUUUUCGUGGAAGAUCAAACGGGAGAGCAAUUGUGGUACUACAGUACAGUUUCCAAGUUUGAAAUACUUUUAGGCCUUCUGGAUGGAGAGGAUUUGGAAGCCCAACUCUAUUCUCAACUAAUAGAAUUGAGAGAUGAAAUUAUAAGGCAAUUUAAAAUUACGGAGAUGCUUACAAAUGAGUACAAAAGUAAUAAAAAAUCCUAUAUUGAAAUGGAAAACAAGCUUCUAAAUAAGGAUUGUGAUAACACUGAAAACGAUGAAAGUAGCAAUGAUGUACCUAACGAUACUUCAAAGCUUUUUGCAGAGAGCAAAGUUAUCACAAGGCAAAAGUCAACACAAAUAGCUAGCGGCAAUCAGUAUUUUAAGCUUGGAAUGGAAAAUUCUUUCAAAACAUACGUUAAUCAGUAUACCUCGAAUCCAAUAGCAUUGAAUAAACCACAGCGAAAUGAGGAAAGAGAUAAGAGAAGGCAUUUAUCGCAUAAAUUUUCGCUUACAACCGCAUCGGAAUUUAAAUGGAUUGGUGUUACUAUGGGAACCGUGGAUAAUAUAAUAUCAACACUGCGCCAAACGCUGUUAUCCUUCGAGCAAAACAUAGCGUCUCCAUUCUUAAACCCUAAUUGGAGCUCUUUAAAAAAACUUUGGAGUUCUGCAGUAAUGUCAUGUCGAACGGCGUCUGAUUUUGCACAAGUUCUCCUCUUAUUUCAAGCUUCCAUUAAGAAUGUCGUUUUCGCCAAUGUAUGGCAUGAACAAUUGGGUCAUACGGCGCUAAUGCGUAUAACAGCUGCUGAACGCGAAGACCGUAAGAAAAUUGAAAAGCGCGAAAAAAGAGAAAGGGAUGACGAGGAAGAACGUUACCGUAUGGCUUUUAACUACAUAAAGUAUACGCUGGGCCUAAAACAUCAAGUGUGGAAGCAGAAGGGAGAAGAGUAUCGUGUACAUGGCCAGUGGGGAUGGAUGUGGCUAUCAUCAAGUCGCCGUUGUGGCCGAUUGCGUCGUUUGAGGAUUCGUGAUCAAGCCAUGCUACCGUACAAGAUAAAAGUCCACUACUCAAACGGGGAUGAAGUGAAUGAAAUUGUGACGGUUGAUCCGCGUACGUACAAAUUUAUGUUGCAAUGUGAACAUAAUUCUAAGCAAGGACAUGACUACUACUACAUGGAAAGUUAUAAAAAUGUGAAGGUACAUUCGAUUGAUAACUCACAGAUUGGUAUAAUAGAUGUGUCAAAAGCCCUUUCGACUCCUGGGAGACUUUUGUUCCCAAAGGUGGGUAGGAAGUCUUAUUUAGAUGACUUGCUGUCUCGACGCAUACAGCUUAAAGAAGCCGAGGAAUUAACUUCUCUAAAAGUUGAGGACAGUGCUGUUUGUGAUUCAAAAUCAUUAAUUGCUAAUAUCACCGGAAUUUCUGCAUCAAGCGUUUGUCAAACACAAUCUACGGCUCUCGAGAAAAGACUACUUCGUUUGGUGGAGUCACAAAAAAGUGGAAUUUCUCAGAAUAAUACAUCAGUCAAUUUGGACCUUGUCAAUUCCUUGGCCAAAAAAAUUCAAAGUGUGAGACUUCAGUUUAGUCAGCUUAAUCGAUUUGCAAAGCAGUACCGUUGCUACACUAAAGAGUGUAACACAAAUUCUAACGCUGUUUCUCAGAUAACGCAAAAUACUUGCUACUCCCCACUUUGUCUACAAAAAGCUCGAGCAAAAAAGGAGCUCUUGCUCCUACUUCGUAAAGCUCAUGCCGCGGGAAAAGGUUCUAAAGAAACUGUUGCAGCAAUACUAGGAGCUGUAAAGAAACCAUCCAUUCUUGAGCAAAAAUUAACUGAAGGGAAAAAGGAUUUAUCGUCUUCUUUAGAUGAAUAUGAUGAUCAAAAAGCGCUUGACGAUACACCAAUGGAUUUAAUAAGCGAUUGGGAGCAGGCUCGUAGUUCAGCAAUCCCCUACGAUGACAAAAGUUUGUUCGAAUGUUUUAUUAAUAUGGAUGAUACAAUGACUGACAAAAUAAAAUCCGAAAUUGAUAAUGUAGAUAACAGUUCUACUGUUUUUGGGGGCGAUGAGAAGAUUGAUUUCAUAGACAACAUGGAUGUUUGUAGUAAUGUAGAGAUAGAGAGCUCCGAAACUACAAAUGACGGAUCAUCGACAACAGUAGCAAAUAUUGGCUCCAUGGAUGAAUGUGUUGAUUACCAACAAGCAAAAAAGUGUAAAAAAGGUACUAAAGCAAGAAAUAAAGCGUACAUUGGUACCAAAGACGUACUUGACCAGACAUUGGUUAUGGAUGUUACACAAAAGAAACAAAAUCGUAGAUUUCCUAUUCUCCCGCGUAUUACAAAGCGAGAAGAGAUUAAGUUUGAAAAAGAGUUCUAUCCCAAUGGAAAAGAACGUAUUUAUGGGGCAACUUCUACAAGAGGUAAGGUGUACUUGCACCGUGACAUCACAAAACUUAAAAUCAAUGUAGAUCAAAGCGAUGGAAAAGAUGCAGUUUCGGCAAGGCAAACAAACAAUUCAGCAUAUUCUAAAUUUCCCCUCAUAUCGAGUUUCUUAACUCAUAAACAUAAAAAAAGUUUAUUCGUUUUACCGCGCUACGAACUAUUGCGCAUAUCCCGGGUUGGAGGGAAAGUUCCUGCUAAUGGUUUUCAUCAUCUGGCAAAAAAUAAUCAACUGGUGUGGCCAUAUCCUUGCUCCAGACCACUUUUUAAAACAUGUUGGUCGUUUAGAACGUCAAAUGUAACUACACUUUCAGCUGUAGCUCUACAGCUUAGAAUAUUAUGGUCAUGUUUACGGUGGGAUGAUAUGAUUGCAAAACCCCCAUCAGCAGAUGGCAAACACCAAAUGAAUACGGAAACAGAGAUAGUAACAUUAGAACUUCUUAGACUAAGAAAUUUUGGUAGAUAUGGUGAAAGAACACAGUACCUAAGACGAAAGAUUGUUAUACCAUUGGAAAUGCCGAAAACUAUUAGAGAAGUUACCUCUAUACGGUCCGGCUUACGAAAAAGGAAACGAGCGGAGUCACCUCAGCCGACGGAACCCCAAGUCUCGGAGGAAUGGGUAGAGGAAGACAAGUUGGAAUUAUGGGAGAUAAAAUUCAUUGGCGAAAAAAUGGAAAAGGCAAAAUUGAUGGCAACGACUCGAUCUAUAACUCAACAAAGACAAAAUGACUUGUCUUCGGGUAAUGGUGGACCUUUAAGCGCAAACGGGGGUCUCAACAAGAGCCUUGUUGUAAAUAAAACUACAAAUGAAGAAAUAAAGGAAAAAAGCGAUCAGCAGCUGAAAGUCCAAAGAAUUUCAAUUAAUUCACAAAAAAGGAUACCACAGGAACCCGUAUCAAGGCCAUCCACUGCACAAGCUAAAGGUCAAAUAAUUGGAAGCAGGCGCGUAAUUGUAAAAAAUCCUGAUGGUACAACAAGAAUAAUACAACAAGCCGUCUCCUCGCCUGUAUCUAGGACGAAUAGCGCUGUUAAUACAAAUGUAGCUUCUACAUCAACGGCUACCUCAACUACUAAUUAUGUUCAAAGUACAUCCACAACCAAUCAAACAUCUAACAGUUCUCUUAAUGUUACGCCUUCAUCACAGCCAAGUCCGCAGCAACAUAAAGUUCAGAUUAUACGAGGUCCUGAUGGCAAAGUUAGUGUACGAGGUCUUAGUCCCGGUCAACAAUUAAUUCAAAUGCCUGACGGGAAACUACAUGUUCUUACCACAACAAAUUCAUCUGCUGGUACAUCUACCGGCCAAACUACGUUAACAAAGAAAUUACCAGUAAAGGCAUCAGCAGUAGCUCAAGCAAGUAGUAGUCCGUCAAUGAUGAAGCAAGUAACCGUAAAACAAAUAUCGAAAAAUAAUCAAGGUACCGGAAUUCAUACUGUACAGAAGGUUAUAUCAACACCUAUAAGAACCACUACAAGUAAAUGUACUAAUCCAACGUUAAAUCAAAAUAAUUCAACGUCCCCGAUAGUUCAGGAGUCUAAUAUAUUGCAAUCUACUGGAGCAAACACAAGCAAAGUAAUAAACAGCAACAGUCAGGGAAUGCAACAAAUGAUAGUACAACCCGGCCAGAAAUUGCUGUUAGGUCAAAAUGCUCAGGGUCAGAAAGUUAUAAUUCAACCCUCACAGCAGCAAACUACCGCCGCUCCCCUAUCGAAUAUAUCACAGACUGUUCAAACACAAGGAACAAGUAACCCGGUUGUAAAUUCAAACACUAGUGGCGGAUGUCAGCUAAACUUAGAAACGCAUACAUCGCAAAAAGUCAUACAACAAAUAGUAAAUACAAGCAAUGUUCAGCAACAAAUUGUUGUAGGCGGCCAAAGAAUUAUACUCAGUCCAGGACAAACAAUUGUAACUCAACGAUCCGUACCGGCCCAAAAUGCUGCCGUUCAAGUAAUACAGCCUUCAACUCAGAAAAACAUAGCACAUCCACCUGGCAAUGUUGUACAAAACUCGGAAGGUACCGCCAAAAUUGUUAAGCAAUUGGUGGUUCAGCAUCACGGACCGCAGGCGUCUAAUUCCGUUGAAAAUCGUAACUCUCUAAAAACGUCCCAACAUACAAUAAGCACAAACUCUACUAAUACAACAACUUCGAGUAUAGCAAACAAUCAGCAACAAAUUAUUGUACAGAACUCGGCCUUAGCGCAACAAUUAGCGCAAGGAAAAUUACAGGUCGCAACAAUAAAUGGACAACAAGUAAUAAUAAAACCAUUGGGAAAUAAUAAAGCUCAAAUUGUAGCCCAUAUAAAAACACAAAGCGAUGGAAACUCACACAUUGUGACGAACACACCAAUGGAUAACCAAAUUUCUCCAACAAAGACUACACCACCACCAACGCAACAAAUCCAUGAAGAAACUCAACAACCUUUACCCCAAAUUAUAUCUCAACAACAAAACCAAACUUCGAACCAUUCAUUGUCCAUAGAAGAAAGUCUUUUGCAGGGGCAGCCUCCUGGUACUGUCAUUAAAUGCGUGACUGCUCAAGUGAUACAAACCGAUCAAGGACCUCGAAUAGUAUUGCAAGGUCUUGUUGGCAAUGACUUCACGCAACAACAACUGGCUUUAGUACAACAACAAGUUAAACAACAAUUAUUAAAAGCGCAAGAAUCUAGCGGCAAACAAGGAGUCCUUGGGCCAACGAAAAUAUAUUUAGCAGUGCAGCCCUCUAACGCUAGUGGUCAACCUCCACCGCUAACGCCAGUUCAUCAAACACAACAAACGACCUACAUAACAAAAACAAAAGCACCAAUCGAAAAAUGCAAUAAUGCUUCACAACAAAAAGUUUCCAGUAGCAACAAUAUCAACUAUAAUAGCCGUUUAAGUAAAGAAGCUAUCAAUUCUGGAAUAAUAAAUACUUCGGUAUCAACUACAGAAACAUCCGAUAUUAAGCUUGAUGUGACAUCUCAAUAUAUAGAUUUCUCUUCAGAUAUUCUGAGUCGAAGUGAUAAUUUUAUACGAAAUACAGAUAACAUUACUUUGGACCUUAAAAGUCUAAAUACAUCUGUCUCAAGUUCUUCUCAAACCAACGAUUCUAGCAAUCGAAAACUAAAGAAAAGUAAUGAAAAUGAUGGCCUGCGCGGUACUCCUCCCAUCAAAAAAAAUAAAAAAGAGAAUAAUAUGGAACCAGCUUUAAUUCCCAAAUUGGAAGGCGAAUACAAUUGUAACGCAACAAAAAAUGAUCUAAAUAGAACAAAUUUAUUGGAGACUUUGGAACGCCACAAAGACAAUCUAAAAAGCAACAUUCUAAAGAAACGAUCUUUACUUGAACGCAACCUACAAUUUCAAAUCAAAGACGAGAUGUCACAGAAAAUUAUUUUAAAUAAUUAUGAUAAUAAUGAUAACGUUAAUAACACACCUUUCAUAGAAAACAAGAAACAAGAGAAGCAGACUUCGCCAAAAUCGAUCGUAAAUAAUUCUAACAAUGGUCACAACUCCAAUACUAAAGGAAAAAAACUAGGUCGAAAAAAAGAAAAACUAUAUUGCAUUUGUCGCACUCCAUACGAUGAUACAAAAUUUUACGUGGGUUGCGAUAUAUGUAGUAAUUGGUUUCACGGUGAAUGUGUCCACAUUACUGAGGAGGAUUCAAAGAGGUUAUCGGAAUUUAUAUGCGAUGACUGCAAAAAAGCUAGAGACACCCAAGAACUUUACUGUCUGUGUAGGCAACCAUAUGAUGAGUCUCAAUUUUACAUUUGUUGUGAUAAAUGCCAGGACUGGUUCCAUGGUCGAUGUGUUGGUAUAGUCCAGAGUGAGGCCGAAUUCAUUGACGAAUAUGUCUGCCCAGCAUGUCAAAAAAACAAUUCAGUAAAUAUGGCGAAUAUGAAAAAUUUAACAGAACAUGAAAUUAUUGAGCUCAACAAAUUAAUCAAACAUGUUCAGGGUCAUAAAAGUGCUUGGCCAUUUAUGGAACCAGUUGAUCCAAAGGAGGCACCCGAUUACUACAAAGUUAUAAAAGAACCAAUGGAUUUAAAACAAAUUGAAGAAAAGCUAAACAAAGGCGCAUAUAACAAAUUAUCAGAAUUUAUUGGUGACAUGACAAAAAUAUUUGAUAACUGCCGUUAUUACAAUCCUAAAGAAUCAUCAUUUUACAAGUGCGCAGAGACAUUGGAAUCGUAUUUUGUCCAAAAGAUAAAAAAUUUUCGGGAAAUUGUAGUUAGUCAUCAGUCCUAAAUGUAUAUUUACGCAUAUUGUUUUCUUUGCUUCAAAAAUUACUGGUUUAAUGUAAUAGCAGUAAUAUAAAUUAAUGAGACGUGGUUUAUGAAAUAUUAUAUAUUUUUUGCGAAUAGGCGCAAUCUAUUUAGGAACAUCUACAUAUAUUUAGUUUUAAGGAAAAUUUUGUACAGACAAAUUAAGUUAAAUCACCACUAUUUGUAUGGUUUGUAUAUAUGCAUUUCUUAAUAAUAAAAAUUUAUUACUUAAGAUAGAAUACAGAAAAAAUAUAUUUGAAGCAGAAUGUUCUUUACCGUCUAUAAAGAAAUUAAA
Molecule: messenger RNA, 8593 nt
Organism: Musca domestica (house fly)
Lineage: Eukaryota; Metazoa; Arthropoda; Insecta; Diptera; Muscidae
Gene: E(bx)
Product: nucleosome-remodeling factor subunit NURF301
Exons: 15
Coding region: 413-8281 (2622 amino acids)
Biological process (GO): regulation of transcription by RNA polymerase II
Cellular component (GO): NURF complex
Molecular function (GO): RNA polymerase II cis-regulatory region sequence-specific DNA binding
Source: RefSeq, a predicted model, not a curated record